Triticum dicoccoides is the source of this 659-nucleotide messenger RNA. RefSeq names its product methionine S-methyltransferase-like. NCBI's taxonomy places the organism in Eukaryota, Viridiplantae, Streptophyta, Magnoliopsida, Poales, Poaceae. The transcript has 5 exons. The annotation marks the transcript as partial. The record is from RefSeq and is a predicted model, not a curated record.
UUGGAGGUUGAUGCUAUCUAUUUUUCUUCUUACAAUUCAUCUUUGGCAGAACAAUCCUAACUGCAGCGAUCAAACUUAUUGCAGGUUCCAGCAAAGCACGAAGCUAACAAUGAUGGAGAUACCUAGCAUUUUCACUCCUGAAGAUUGGUCCUUCGCUUUUUAUGAGGGCCUUAAUCAGCAUCAAGAUUCCACUUCCAGGGAUAAGACGUAUGGAGAGCUGGGGUGUGGCAAUGGUUGGAUAUCUAUUGCGCUUGCAGAGAAGUUGUCCCCUUUGAAGGUCUAUGGUCUGGAUAUUAACCCAAGGGCCAUCAAGAUUGCAUGGAUAAAUCUAUACUUGAAUGCCCUAGACGACAAUGGUCUCCCGGUCUAUGACAGGGAGGGAAAAACAUUGCUGGAUAGAGUUGAAUUCCAUGAAUCUGAUCUUCUUUCAUACUGUAUAGAUAACAAGAUAGAACUUGAUUGCAUUGUUGGCUGCAUACCACAGAUUCUUAACCCCAAUCCAGAGGCAAUGUCAAAGAUUAUGACUGAAAAUUCAAGUGAGAAGUUCUUGUACUCCUUGAGCAACUACUGUGCUCUUCAGGUUUUUUUUGAGGACCAGUUUGGCCUCGGGUUGAUUGCUCGGGCAGUUGAAGAAGGGAUAGCUGUCAUAAAGCCUAUGG